AUGCAUGGCAGUAUCACUUCGCUGGAGGACAAUAUCUUCCAAAUUGACACUGACAAGUACCACACAGACAUGUGCUUAGUGAAGUAUGGUCCUUCUGAGGAAAAGCGAUACGAGUACAUCGUAUUUGCUGAGACAACAGGCAAAAACUCAUGCAGAUCAUAUCACGCUUUUGCACGCAACACUGACGAGUUUAACCGGCGAUACUUUGACGAUGUGUCGGAAUUCAUGAAAAGUGUGAGUCUAUGCUUCAGCUGUUUUGCCCCCUAG
Molecule: messenger RNA, 267 nt
Organism: Ostertagia ostertagi
Lineage: Eukaryota; Metazoa; Nematoda; Chromadorea; Rhabditida; Trichostrongylidae
Source: the annotation of a GenBank genome assembly